Neoarius graeffei (lesser salmon catfish) is the source of this 1794-nucleotide messenger RNA. It is a transcript of the gene eif2b1, whose product is annotated as eukaryotic translation initiation factor 2B, subunit 1 alpha. Bases 356 to 1393 code for a protein of 345 amino acids. Gene Ontology annotation, biological process: translational initiation. Gene Ontology annotation, molecular function: translation initiation factor activity; guanyl-nucleotide exchange factor activity. Gene Ontology annotation, cellular component: eukaryotic translation initiation factor 2B complex. Lineage: Eukaryota; Metazoa; Chordata; Actinopteri; Siluriformes; Ariidae. The transcript has 10 exons. The record is from RefSeq and is a predicted model, not a curated record.
UUAAUACGGUUGGGAAAGUAAAUGACGUGGUUUUCGGACUUUUCAAUACCUUAAGAUUUUUUGUUUUAAAGUCUGGUUGUGUCGAAGUCACAACCAAAAAUAUUUCAUAAAGUAUAUUUACUGAAAUAUAUUUACCGCUUCGUGGUGUAGUGGAUAUCGGUGUGUAAAGUGCUUUCAGCGCGGUUAUUCUCAUUCAUUGCAUCAGCAGCAACGUGCUGGAGAAACCCAGGGCGCAGGAUGACGGCUGAAUUCUGAGCUCAAGAUAAAAGGUUCAUUUCAGAGAGAGCUGUUUGUUUAAUAUUUCUGAGCCACACACUCGGGUUUUGGAAACACAAGACGGGAAUCUGCAGUAUGGAUGAAGGAGGGUCCUGGACUUGUACAGGUCCUCAAGAGACGGAAGGUUGCAGACAGUCGUCCUCUCAGCAGAGCGAAUGAAGUGCUGCAGUCUGCUCUUGUCCCUGGCAGUGGCAGCAGCGUAUCAGAUGGUGAUGGAGGAGAAUUGGUCGAAUAUUUCAGGAAGCAGAUGAGCCAAGAUCCAGAUGUGGCCUCUGCAGUCGCAGCUAUCCGCUCUCUCCUGGAGUUCCUGAAAAGGGAUCAGAGUGAGACCAUCGUGGGCCUGAGAGAGAACUUGACCAAAGCCAUUGGCAGGCUGGAGGAAGCUGAUUCCUCUGUGGCUGUGUCCUCAGGAGGAGAACUCUUCCUUCGAUUCAUCAGCCUCACAUCACUGGAGCAUUCUGAUCUCUCCCAGUGCAAGAAUGUGAUGGUGGACAGAGGAGAACUUUUUCUGAAGAAAAUUUCCUUGUCCCGAGGCAAAGUGGCCAAACUUUGCCACACAUUCAUUAAAGACGGGGCUAAAAUUCUUACACACUCCUCAUCAAGGGUUGUGCUGAAAGUUCUGGAAAGUGCAGCAGCUGACAAGAAACGUUUUACCGUCUAUGUCACAGAAUCACAGCCUGAUUCUUCUGGUCAACACAUGGCUGAAAAGCUGCGAAGACUCAAUAUCCCAGUCACAGUCGUGCUUGAUGCUGCAGUUGGAUACAUCAUGGAGAAGGUAGACCUGGUCAUUGUCGGUGCUGAGGGUGUCGUUGAAAGUGGAGGCAUCAUAAAUAAGAUCGGCACCUACCAGAUGGCGGUGUGCUCCAAAGCACACAAUAAGCCAUUUUACGUGGUGGCGGAGAGUUUCAAAUUUGUACGUCUUUACCCGCUCAACCAGCAAGAUGUGCCCGAUAGGUUUAAGUAUAAAGCAGAUACACUGAAAACUGCAGCGGAUUUUAACCAGGAGCAUCCGAUAAUUGACUACACACCUCCAUCGCUCAUCACUCUUCUUUUUACUGACCUGGGUGUGUUAACCCCUUCGGCAGUCAGCGAUGAACUCAUCAAGCUCUAUUUGUAAUGCUCUCACCUUAAGGGCCAUUAUAGAGACAUCCAAUCAUAUCAAGAUCCUCCUGACCUUGAUUCAAAUCCAAGAUGGCCACUUCAGUUUCACUCAGAACCAGCGCCAUUAUAAAUGCCCUUCUGCCACUCAUGGACGAAGUACAGGUGAAAAACUUUUAAGUCAUGUACAGUAAUAUGGCAUAUCUUGGACAAUUGCAGCCUCAUUUCUUGUGUCUUUCCAACCAAGUUGUGAAUAUUUUUUGAUGGAUGGUAGGAAAAUAUUCCUUCCAGUUAGGUAUUCAUUUGCGGAUAGUCCCAAUUCUUUAUUAUUGUAAUCAGGUUAACUAAGUGACUAGGAUGGGUUGUAAAAUUGUGGUUUGAAUUAAAAGUUUGCAGUGUACGUGCCUCAAUUUAAUCAAA